Molecule: messenger RNA, 654 nt
Organism: Glossina fuscipes
Lineage: Eukaryota; Metazoa; Arthropoda; Insecta; Diptera; Glossinidae
Product: adult cuticle protein 1-like
Exons: 2
Coding region: 105-434 (109 amino acids)
Source: RefSeq, a predicted model, not a curated record
AGAUCGAUUAGUAUAAAAGAUUGUUGCGAUCGAUUGGACGGUUAUAGAACUUAUUCCAACGUUAAACCGUAAAGAAAGCUUAAGAAAUAAAUCAACUCAGCAACAUGAAGUUCGCCGUCGUCGUAGUCUUGUUCGCUUUGGCUGUGGGUGUGCAAUCAUCAGUCUUUCCCUUCCCUUAUGUGUGGGGAGGAGCGCAUGUUCCAGCAGCUGUUACUGUGGCCGCUUCACCUUGGCCAGCUGCUGUAGCUGUUGGUCAUCCUGGUCCCGUUCAAGUGGUUACUGGCCCUGCUGUAGUGCCUGUCCCCGCUGUAGUAGCUCACGGGCCAGCCUCGUUUGUGGCUAAGACUCGCGGUGCCGUUCAUGUUGCUCCUUUGCCCGGCCAUCUCAAUUCGGUGGCAUCGGUUAACUUGCAACCCGCUCCAGGCACCUGGUAAACCCUGCUGUAAACUAAUACUUCAUUAGCAUGUACACACGUCAUUAUCUGGCCAAAUGAUAUUUAUUUCAAUCACAUGAGUACACACACGCAUAAAAUUCAUGCAGCAUUGGGGGUCCACUGAUGUAAUUGUCAUAAAUUACUUUAGCUUAACAGUUUUUAGGUAUUUUUCAUGGUUGCUGUUGCAAUAAAAGUCAGUGAAAACAAAUCACAACAAAAAA